Molecule: messenger RNA, 9370 nt
Organism: Parasteatoda tepidariorum (common house spider)
Lineage: Eukaryota; Metazoa; Arthropoda; Arachnida; Araneae; Theridiidae
Product: RIMS-binding protein 2
Biological process (GO): neuromuscular synaptic transmission
Molecular function (GO): protein binding
Source: RefSeq, a predicted model, not a curated record
AUAACAAUAACGAAGAAUGUUUAGAGAUUUUGAAUAGCGUUGAAUCCACUGAAAGUCAGUCCACCCUGGCUAAAUCUGAAGCAGAAGGCCAACAAGGCAAAUCCAACAAUCUGGAGACUCUUAUCAAGCAUAUGCAAGAGACCGCUGACAGGCGGAAAGAGCUUGAAAAACAAUAUGCAGAUGCUGUCGCAGAGUUACAUAGAAAACAAGACGAAAUCCGUCACCAUCACUACGUCAGUAAAACCGAAAAACAGAAUGCCCAAGAAACAAUACAAUCUCUUGAGUCUAAGGUUCGUGAACUUCAAAAGAAAUGUGAACUGCAAAAUGUUCUACAUGAGGAGAUUGCUCUUGAAAUGGCGACUUUACGGCGCUCUCAGGUCAAACAUGCUUGGCGAUCAAAUAGAUCUCAUUCAGCUGAUGUACCUAAUGAAGCUUCCAAGUUAGAUCAAGAAAUGGACCUUUAUUUAGUUGGCAGUGACACAAUCUUUAGUUCAAAUCGGCCCCAUUCAUCAUCUUCCUCAACUUCUCAUUCCACAGUAUUAGAAAACUCAGUUUCUAGGAAUCUUCAUGUUCCUCUUGUAAAUUAUAAUUCUAUUUCAAACACUACAGGUACAAAUUUUAAAUCCCCCGGAACAACGAUAUCAUCUUCAUCGCCAAUCUCAUCAUCCAAUAUUUUCAACUCAGCUGCUUCUGAAAUUGAUAGAAUCUUAGCUCGGAUUGAACAAGAUAAUAAGGUUUUAUCAGAAUUAGAGAAGUCAAGAGCAACCGUUGAUUCUCCAUCUUCUAUGCAUCUCGAAAGACUGAAGGCACAAUAUGAAGAGGAAAGAGGAACAGAAAACAUGAGCCAUAGCCACAGACAUAUGAUGAGUAAUAUGAAGUCAUCUGUUACAAUGAAAGAGCUUGAUGUAUUAAUGCAAAAAUUAGAACAAGACAACAAAAUUUUAGCAGAACUCGAUAGAAAAAGAGCCACCUUUACUAAUAGAAGACCUUUUUCAGCAACACCCCCAGGUAGUAGAAGCAGUACUCCAUUAACGGGCACUUCUUCUCUAUCUGGUAUGCAUGUAGGCAGUAUCGGUCAGUCGGGCACUACUUACAAUUCCUCAUUACCUGCAUUACCAAGCAGUACUCCCUAUGCUACAACACCUGCCGUAACAGCCAAAUCAGAAGACAUGUACGAUGAAAUAGAUUACAUCGAUUUACCACAUAGAGGCCAGUGUAAAGUCUACAUCGCCCGUUAUAGUUAUGACCCCAUCAAGCAGAGUCCGAAUGAAAACCCAGAGGCAGAAUUGAAACUUACAGCUGGAGAUUAUGUUCUAAUAUUUGGCGAGAUGGAUGAGGAUGGAUUUUUUAAUGGAGAACUUAUGGAUGGUAGAAGAGGAUUGGUACCAUCAAAUUUUGUUGAAAAAUUAACCGGAGAAGAUCUUUAUGAAUUUCAAUCCCAAGUACUGUAUGGAACAAGAGAUUCAGACGAUGGAAGUACUUUAAUAUUUCGAGACGUUGAAGGAGAUCUUGCUGGAGACGAUCCACAAAUGUUCUGUAGACUAGAAUCUAAAAUUACAACGGAGGAUUUCCACCGAAUGAAUGAUUACAUUGAUUUAGAAGACAUUGAGGAUUUUGAAGAAGAUGAAAUAACAACUGAUUUAGAAAGAGAUGAAGGUCCAGUACCACCACCAACAAGACUAGUCUUAGAAAGACAAUUUAACAAGAGUAUCCUAAUCGGCUGGUGCCCACCAGAUGCCCCGCGAGGAACAGCAGAAGCUUAUCAUGUUUAUGUGGAUGGUGUUCCCAAAGCAACAAUAAGGGCUAUAGAGAAAACACGAACACUAGUGGAAGGAGUUGAUUGUAAUCAGCCUCACAGAAUAAGCGUUCGAUCUGUCAGUUCCACUGGUCGACAUUCCAGAGAUGCAGCUUGUACAAUAGUAAUAGGAAAAGAUAUACCAUUAGCUCCCGUUUGUGUCAAAGCUCUGAACGUCACAUCGACGUCAGCUGUUAUUAGCUGGUUGCCCAGCAACAGCAACUUCCAGCACGUCGUUGCCAUAAAUAGCGUCGAAGUGAAAACUCUGAAACCUAGUGUGUUCCGCCAUCCAAUCUCAGGCUUAGCACCAAACACUACAUACCGAGUGUCCGUCAGAGCUCGUCCUGCCCGGUUGUUCUUCAACCACGAUAAUCCGAAAAAGAUUGGACUGUUAACAUCAGCCAUUGAGUUUAAGACUCUUCCCAAAGGUUGUAAAGGUCUUCCUGAACCUCCUCUUGAUGUGCAAGUGGAACCAGGACCACAAGAUGGCACAUUGCUAGUAACAUGGUUACCUGUCACCAUAAAUAACAGAGGAACAUCUAAUGGGGCUCCUGUUACAGGAUAUGCUGUUUAUACAGGAGAUCGAAAAGUUCAAGAAAUUGAAAGUCCUACAGGAGAUCAUGCUUUACUAGACAUUUUAAAUCUAGCUCCUUUAAAGAAACGAGCCGUGACCGUGCGGACAAAAUCAGGAGAUAAUUUAUCCAUUGAUUCUAUGCCUUGUCUGAUUCCUGUGGAAUUAUUAAAAGGUGUAGCAGCAACACUGCUCCACCAGACAGAAACGGAUGCGGUCCACGUGGAAGAUGGCGAAAAGGAACCACAAAGACCACAAAGGAGGAGGUCUACAGGCAGCUCCGAUUCCGAAUCGGAUACAGAGCUAGCCGAACUUCUGAAGCAUGUGGCUCGCAGGACGGCUGAGUUCGAUCCUGCCGCCGCUGCUACUGAAGGGUCUAACGGGCAACAGGGAGCUAGAGUAGAAGACUUGGUAGAAGAAGGAAUUAGAUCUGAAUUAUCAGAUAUUGCUGAAGAACCUGAAGAGGAUUUAAUGCAUUCAGAACGUAAAGAUAAAAAAGGACAGCAGCAUUCCAGAGAGGGAAAAUCAAGGGAAAGCAAAUCUCCCAGAGAUUAUGACCGUAGAUCCGACAGAAGAGAUGACAGGUACGAUCGUCGUGUUGAUGAUCGUUACGACGACCGACAUGGUAGAGUAGACGACCGACGAGACAGAGAUACAAGAAUAGGAGACAGAAGAGACCGAGAUUAUAAGGAUGAUAGAUACGACGACCGUCUAGAUGAGAGGUCCAGAAGAGAUGGUAGAACAGACGACAGACGAGACCGUUACAAUGUCCGAGACGGUAGAGAUUCCGAUCUUCCACGCACAAAACACUCUCAAUCUCAUCCCGAUUCUCGGUCUCAUGAUCGACAUCAUGGGCGGUCAUCACCGACUAAUGUUCAUAGAGACUCUAGAGACAGGCAUUACGGUGGCCGAGGUGGUGUGGAGCAUCGCCAUAACUUAGAUGUGGAAAGAAGAAACUCUGCAGGGCAAGUUGUAAUUGAGCCUGAAGAGAAUCUUAGUGAUAAGGAAAUAUACCCUCAAUCCCAACAUGUUAUUCCAGCAAUAGAAAUUACUCGAGACAGUGAGCUAGCCAAUCAUGACGACUACAUGCGCGGUGGUCGCCGUGGCCAGUACUCUGAUGCUCAUAAAAGCCCAUCGUCACAAUACUAUCCAGGAGAUAGGAAUCGCCCUCCUGCCGCAUCACCAGCCCCCGUAAACCGAUACUCUAGAGGCCAAGAGAAUAGUUACUACGACGAUAGAGGUCAUAGUCGGUCUGCGAGGGAUGACUAUCACGGAAGGGAUGACUAUCGUGGCAGAAGUAGUCGCAGGAGCGAGAAAUCUCGUAUGUUCAUGGCUGUCUACGACUACGAUCCUCAUACCAUGUCAACAAAUCCAGCCACUGCCAAUGAAGAGUUGUCUUUCCACGAAGGACAGCUUAUUAAGGUAUUUGGGGAGAAAGAUAGAAAUGGUUAUUUUUAUGCUGAAAUAAAUGGUCGAGUGGGUUAUGUUCCUUAUAAGUUUGUCACAGAAGUUCCGUUAGAUGAAGAGGAAGCCAAUCACCACUUCAUGAAUGAAACUCUUUCUUCUCGCCAUCAUACAGGGGAUCCUAGUGAUCCAUGGUCAUCUCUUCCGGUCAAGAAAAUGGUCGCUCUCUAUGAUUAUGAUCCUCAGGAACUUUCGCCAAAUGUUGAUGCUGAAAUGGAGUUGCCUUUUAGAACAGGAGAUAUGAUUUAUGUUUAUGGAGAUGCUGAUGAAGAUGGUUUUUAUAUGGGUGAACUGAACGGUGAGAGAGGUCUUGUUCCGUCGAACUUUCUUACAGAAGCUCCUCCAGAUUUUAGAGACCCGCGAUUAGCUCAAUCUAGCCGUAGCGGAAGUGGUGCAUACACAAAAGAUUACCGAGAUAGUUCGCAACCCAUGCGUGGCAGUGGCAAUGCACAUUAUUCAUCAAGAACUUCCAAAGAUCACAUGCCAUCAGAUAAGGGAAGAUAUUCAGAGAGGCCUAGUUCAGAUCGAACUGGCUACGAUCGAUCUAGGGAACACACAAGUGAAAGAGACAGCAGGGGACAGUACAAUAGCUCAGGACGUUCAAACCAACACUGGUAGCGAAUAUUUGCUUUAAAAAAAUUAACCAACAGAUAGCCAGAGAAUCAACUGUAUGUAUUACAAAACUUGUUCUUCCGCCUAAAAAAUAAUGUGCUACACUAUCAGUGUUUCUCUCAGCUAUUUUCUGUCAUAAAAAUAUACAUUGAGACUCGCUAUAUCUUUGUGAUUGAGUGUUAAAAAAAUCAUAUCGUAAUACAACAAAGAAAAAAAAAGAUUGAUGUACUUGAACUUAAAACUGACGCUUGUGUUGGCUUCUUGCUUGAGAAGUGUUGAAAUGCUGUUAUUCACUGCCAUUUAAGAUUUUGUUCAUCAAUCUUUUUUUAAAUGAUGCUGCUUCCUGAAAAUGUUUAAUGAAUGUUAAUGUUUUUAAUUGUUUAUGAAAGAUAUACCUGCCUCUAGUCAGUCGCUUGGGUUGCUUAAGGCUGAAAAAGUCUCUUUUUUUAUCAAUUAAAUAAAUUUAAUCAAAUCUAUAUAAUAAAAUGUAUUGGAUGGUAAAGAAUGGCAUCGCAUAUGCCAUUAACCGAAAAAAAUUGGCCGGCUUUACUUUCUAUUUCUUUUUUUAAUUACUUUAUUUUCUUACGUGACUUUUGCCAAUAACGAAUGAAACAAAUGAUUUAGAAACAUGACGGGGCGCUAAAAAUAUAGAUUUAGCACUUUCACGUAGCUCUCUCCAGGUUCGUGUUCGUAUGGUCUGCGCAGUUACAACAGUGCAAUCUUGGUUCUCUGCAGAUCUCGUGCAGAGCAACAAUAUUUCACUUUUUGACUUUAUUGUUAACGAAGACUCCGAAAAUAUAUAUUCCGAGCAGUUAUUACAGAAAAAUCUGUUGUAAUCAUGUUAUAAUUUUAUAACAUAUUAAUGGCAUUAAGUCUUUUUUUUUCUUUAAUUAAUUGUUCAAUACCAACUAAAAGAGUUUUCGAAAUAUACCCUUAUUUUAACUAAUUUAGUUUCAUUUAUUAAUUCGAAUAUCUCUGAUUUAAUAGUUGAACUUUAAAGAACAUUAUUGAAAUCUACAAAUGCAUCAAUUAAAGCUAAAAACACUUUUUUUUAAUUAUGAAAACCCAAGCCUGUUUAGUGCCUGCAGGAUGAUACUAGUAUAGGUGGUGUAGACGAUUUUAGGAUGCCACCAUCUUCUCAUUGUUGAAACUUUGUGCCUUUUCGAAUGUAAGAUGAAUAUCUAGUUCAGUUUUAGAGAGAUAGAUCAUUGCUCAUUCUAAGCAUGGAUGGAAAGAAUGAUUGAUGAAACGGAAAAUAAACAUUGAUGAUUACAGGGGCAAGGUAUACUUUUGUUUAUUUUCAUGUCGUAAUUUUAAAACGCUCCUCUCUUGUUUAUUUAAUUAAAAAAAACUGUAAUAAAAUUAAAUAUUUAAAGGAAUUAAGAUUUCAAAAUGGCCAAAUCCACUUUUCACUAUUUUGAGAGAAAUACUCAAAAAUUAUGUGUGCUUUGAUGUUCAUUAACUUUAAAUUCGUUAUACAUUAGGAAAAAAAGUAAAUAAUAAUUAUUUUUAAAUUAAAGUUAAAUCUUAGCACUUUAUUAAGGUGCCAGAAAUUUUUUACAAAAAUAGGGUUUAAUAUGCUGCAAUAUUUUAACAUUGUAAAACAACAAAAUUAUUAAAAAAUAUAUGUUGGACUUUGAUACCUUUAAAACCCAUUAAAAAUAGAACUUGAUAAAUUUUGCCUCCUUGAUUUUUGGCUUUUAUGUGUUUUUUUCCUUUUAUGGUGUUAGUAUAAUAUCUGUAUCGCCUGCUGCUAUAGAUGUAAAAAAACAUUUGAUCACUUUUAAAAACUAAAAUUGCUUAUUAAAAUCUUAUCUCAAGUUAAUUUUUCUGUAUAUAAAAAAAAGUGAGUGAAAAUUGCCCCAUGGAACUUAGUUAUAAAUAAUUUAUAAUUUGAACAUGUCUGUUUUUAAUAUUAUGCAUUAAACAAACUGAAUCUGGUCAGUUUAAAAUAAAGUUUUACUUAUUUAUUUAAAACUUUAGCUUAGCUGGCUUAAACUUUUUAUUUUUAAGUUAUUGGUACUUCUUUGACACCUCUUCUGCAUUUUAUUUUAAGGGUUAAAAUUGUAGUCUUUUUGGAAUUGGUCACUUUUGAAUCUAAGUCCUUCCUUUCUAUAUAUAUAUAUAUAAUAGGAACACAUGAUUCCUGUAUAAAUUUAAUACAAUGUACGUGUAAGCAUUUAUUAAGAGCAUUCAUUAUAUAACAACGAACAAUGCCAAAUUUAGGCAGCAUAAUGUUUUCAUAUCGGCAGGAUUACUAGAAAAAGCGUUAAACUAAAUAAAUACCAUUUUUAAACUGCAAAUUUUACAUAAACUAAGCAUAAGAUGCCUAGUUGAUAAAUAGUAUUUUACACUUUUCUCUACAUGCUUAAUUUGAUAAAAAGCGCCGGAGUAAAAUUAGCAUAAACAAUUUAAAAACUUCAGCAUCGCAUUUUUCUCAAGAAAAUGCUGUGAUAACUCUGUAUUUCUAUUAAUGUGUUAUAAUAAUAAAGUAAAUAAAAAUUUGUAAAUUUUGAUUGGUAAGGCAUCUCUAAAUGUAUUCUAAUUCUAGUCUUUUAUCAACAAUUUUUGAACUAUCUUUCCAUAUAAUGUAUACCAAAGAUUAGUGAGUAGUGUGAAUGUUAUGAGUGCUAACUAUACGAUAUUUACAAAAAUAAUACUUAUUAAGCGAGAUCUAUUGUUAAUAUAAUCAAAAUAAAAGGUGUAAUUAUGAUAUUGCUCUUAAAAUUGCAAAAUAUUGCAGAGAUUGCUAAUUUAAAUCAGGCAAUUCUAAAUACCGCUAAAAAAAAAAACUCAUAUCAAUUAAUGAGCUUUGUGUGCAAUACUAAUAACAUUUAGAAUGCAACUUAUCUAUUUCAUAUAUUUAUCUAUAUAUAGUGAUAUUUAUUUUAAUGUUUCUUAUAUUUUGAUAUUUAAAACCAGAAAAAGAAAAGUACAUUUUUUAAAGCUGUAAGUGUAGCAUUUGUAAAAUGUAAGAUGCUAUUUAAGCUAUCAUUUAUUUGAUUUCAGUUUAAGUGUAGUAAAAGUGCAAAAAUGAAUUUCUGCUAAAAAGGAACUCUAAUGGAUUUUGGUUCUAAAUUUAGUGUGUUAGGUUUUUGGUAUGAUAUGGUGCUAAUUUUCCUAUAUUGCCUUAUUAUUGAACAAUCAAAUAUUUUAGUGAACUUGAUGUUUUUUUCUCCAUUAAUGUUUGUUUGUUAAAUAGUUUUCAAUAUGUUGCUAUUUAUUGUAAAAAUGCAGCUCUAUAAAAAAAAAAUUCCAGGUAAUAAUACAUUUUUUUCGCCUACAUAUAUACUAAAAAUUAACAGCAUUAACGGUUAUUAACAUUUUGCCACACAAGCAAACAAAAGCACUAAAUGCAACUUAAAUAAAGAAAUUGCAAGCUUAUUUAAUUAUUCAUUUAAUUUAUAUUUCUUACAUCACAUAAGAGAAUGACAAAAAAAGUUUCCAAACAUAACAAUUAAGCUGUUUUUCUUUUGCAUGGAAAAUAUUUUAAAGUAAGCAGAUUUUACUUCAAAUUAAAUAUCUAUUAAAUUUCAAUAACAAUUAAAUACGAAAAAAUCUUUGCAUUCUACUGAAUAUAACAAAUAAAAGUGGCGAAACAAAGAAAUAAAAUGCAUCCGAAAAAAAUUGAGCAUUUUUUGAAGCAUAGGUAUGCAAAAGAGCAAAAGUAUGCUUUUAAAUCUUUAUCACUGUCAUGCUUAUAACUCACACUUGACGGCUGUAUAUAACUUAAUUAAUAUAUUUCCCUAAUGCUUUUACCACCGUAUAAAUUAUUCGUAAUCCAUAUUUACCACAUAAACGCCAAUGUUAGCUGUCAUUGCUGUCUUAUGACGAACAGUUUGAUAAGAAAAAGUUUAACUCUCCUCUCGCUAAACUCGCGUUCAGCUUUUGGCCUAAGUGACCUUUCAAGAAAAUGCUACCCUCUGUGCGCAUGCGUGGAAAAAAAUGAAUGUCGGGACAACACGCAAUGUAUUGGCAUAUGAGAAGCAAGUGUAUAUCAUGCAAUGGCCCUUAAACUUUUAAAAUCAGAGUAGGACAUACCGAAUAAGUGAUUAAUGUGCACUUUUUAUCACAUUUAUCAAACAAUGUAGUUAUUGCUAAGAAUAACCAAAUCAAUAAGAAGAAGAAUGCACUUGCACUUGCACUGGAGUGAGUGCACUUGCCAGUAUUCUCUACAUUGAUGCUAUUUUAACUUCAGGUCAGACGAUAGAGAAAGAAGCAGUUCCCCAGGCCAGCAAGAAACAGAGUUUCUGCCUACCUAAGUGUACGUAUACACACAUGUACUAAUAUGAGAUAUAAUACGAGAAUACCAUAUUAAGGUCACUUCCAAUCUGAUCUUGAGCAGCUACAGUCAGAAAGGUUCUUUCCAUAUAUGAUACAGUGGAAGAUGAAGGAAGUAUUGCGAGAUCACAUAUGUGUGAUCAUAGUCUAAAGUUCUUAAGGCUAAGUCAUUGUCAAAUAUUGCCUACCACAGAGGAAUUUCCAGGCUUGUACACUGAGUGCAACACUUUCAUGAAAUGUCACUUGGAUCAAGAGCUAGACGCAAAUAUUAAAUUAUGAAUCAGUUUUUUUGAGUGAUAACUGGUUUUCUAAAAUUAACUCUUCAAAUUUUGCUUACAAAUUUAAUAUGGCUGACUAUAUAUAUUUUUUCCUAUAAUUCAAAGCGUCAAAGUUAGCCUGUUGUGUCUUACUGAUGAAUGUAAUGUUUUUUGAAAUAUUAUUCUUUGGUAUUUUUGAUGAAUAUGUUCAUGUAUAUAUGUAAUAUUUUGAAGUUCUAUCACAGAGAUGUACAGUUUUCUUUACUGUUAAUGGUUCCUACCAUGUACAUAAAUAUGUCUCAUACCAGCAUGCAGCCACUUGCUGUGUGUGUAGUGGACAUCUGUCUGUGCAUGCGUUUCAGUGGCCAUAAAUGUCAAAUAUCCACCUCA